AUGCAUCAUUAUACAGUGAGGGCCAGAGACGAGGAGAGAGAUGGCCUGGCUUGCUUGCUUGCUACUGCUGCUGCGGCUGCGGCUUGAGGGGAGGCGGCGCGGUUGGGCAAGUCCGAAUGACGUUCAACCCUCGCACCUGCCCAUAUGACGUUACUCGUCUCCGGAGCUCGAAAGAUGGGAUUUUUAAUCCGAAUAAUCAGAGGGCUGAAGUGGAUUCUACCUCGAAGAAGGAGUUGAAGUUGAGACGCAAGAGGAACCGCCUCAGGGAAGGGGCUCGUUGGCUUCCGGCGAAGCGGCUGCUGCGGAGGAUCGUGUAGAGGGAGUUGGACUUCUUGUUGAACUCCUGCAGCAGCGCAUAGAGAUCCCAUUCAGGACUAAACAUGUCGCUCAGGGCAGCCAAAAGCUGAAGAGGCGCAAGAAUAAAAGCGCAAAAAUCUUCCUUUUUUCUUUUUUUUUUUUUUUUUUGGGUAAUCAAUGCAAUUUGUUUGAGUGAUUUUCUGAGAACCCACAAAUUAUUUAUUAAUCUCUAUGUUGCCCAAUGCAGCAUCCAGCAUCAACCCAUGUUUUAUAGACUGACUAGAGCUCCUCACUGUCUCCCACCAUCCACAUCGUUUCAGUGGCAUCCAGAGCCCCUACGCAUUAUCUUCCCUCCACAGGCUAAAUUUUUAGGUCACAGAGCAUAUUAUUGGUGGGCCCAAUCACCAUCGAAUUCCCUCGUCCACCUACCUGGUUUUAGAAAGAUCAGGUUUGACUUGUUUGACUGAUUUUUACAGUCGCCGUCAUCCCAGUAGAAUCUUCGUUCACCAGACUCUCUCAGACAGAAAACCCUAGGAGGCCCUCUGCAGGUUCAUAUAUCAAACAAGAUUGCAGUUCCAGCUUCUCCCAGAUGCAUGAUGCGGCUCAUUAUGACUCGGAUAAAUUGACCAAAUAUGACCAGAACCAUGGAGAAAAAUGCGUACAGUACAAGCCGACUUUAAAUAUGAAGUCUCCACCUUCGUCCUAGAUAAGAUGCAUUUGGUAAAAUUCUUAAGAGGACGCAUGCCCGAACCUUUCCUACUAUACUACGUUGACUGAAGUGGCAACUUACUGCAUCCAAUGAUAAGACAGAACCUCUACGCAUAGCUCCCAAUCCUCAUUAAAUGUAAAAUUUACCACCACUUUCAACCUCUGCUAAUCCUUCCCCUUAGUAAGCCCACUAGAAUGUAGACGCAAUUGGCCUACAAUGUUCCAUACCAGUGUGCUAGUUGGUCAACUAGAGUAGGGGCCAACUAGGCCCACGCUAGGAUUUCUUUUCGAUUGACUCUCUCUCUCUCUCUCUCUCUCUCUCUCUCUCUCUCUCUCUCUCUCUAUCUAUCUAUCUAUUUUCAGGUAGGAACAUGCUUUUGGAUGAGAGUAAAUCAAUCAGGACACCCAAAAAAAAACAAUCCAACACGAAGCUUGGGUUGUGA
Molecule: messenger RNA, 1448 nt
Organism: Spirodela intermedia
Lineage: Eukaryota; Viridiplantae; Streptophyta; Magnoliopsida; Alismatales; Araceae
Source: the annotation of a GenBank genome assembly